Ciona intestinalis (vase tunicate) is the source of this 1277-nucleotide messenger RNA. The record is from RefSeq and is a predicted model, not a curated record. NCBI's taxonomy places the organism in Eukaryota, Metazoa, Chordata, Ascidiacea, Phlebobranchia, Cionidae.
CAAGGAACCUGGUAUUAGAAUAGAUGAGCGGAAGGUCGCUGUAGGGCUUGGUUCGUUUCGUUGUAGAAAUUUGUUUAUACGUGGUUCUAUAACACCUGGUAGGCAAAUUAUCUUUAAUUUGGGAAGGUUUAUCUCACAUUUAGCCUUAGGUAGCUAGUGUUGGUAUUUGUUUGACGAUGGAUAAUCAAGGAAGGAGAGUGGUAGUGUGCGAUAAUGGGACUGGGUUUGUAAAAUGCGGGUUCGCUGGUUCAAACUUCCCUGCCCAUAUUUUCCCAGCGUUGGUUGGACGUCCAAUCCUCAGGUCAACAGCAAAAGAUGGAGAAGUCGAAAUUAAGGACCUGAUGGUCGGUGACGAAGCGAGUCAACUACGAUCGCAACUCGAGGUGAAUUACCCGAUCGAGAACGGGAUUGUACGGAACUGGGAGGACAUGGAGCAUUUGUGGGAUUAUACGUUUGGACCAGAGAAGCUCAACAUUGAUCCGAGUAACUCUAAAGUUCUUCUAACCGAACCCCCAAUGAACCCCGCCAAGAACAGAGAGAAAAUUAUCCAGAGAAUGUUUGAGAAAUAUGGCUUCGACAGUUGUUACAUCGCUGUGCAAGCCGUGCUAACUUUGUAUGCACAAGGUUUACUCACUGGCAUAGUAGUCGACAUUGGUGAUGGCGUGUCCCAUAUUUGUCCUGUGUACGAGGGGUUUGCGCUUCCCCAUCUAACAAGGAGGUUGGAUGUUGCUGGGAGGGAUAUCACUCGAUAUCUUAUUAAGUUAAUGCUUCUCCGAGGUUACGUCUUCAACCAAUCCGCCGACUUUGAAACCGUUCGAAUGAUGAAAGAAAAACUUUGUUAUAUCGCUUCUGGUUGACGAAGCAAGAAUACGAAGAGAAAGGUCUCCGUGUGUUGGAGAAUUUGGGGGUGAAAGUUGGUUAACUUACCAACUGUGUAUAUCAACAUAGAAACAUCAUAAUAGUUGAUAUAUAUGCAGUAUUUAUAUUGGGGACCAAUCAAUGAUUUUAAAACUAUGACGUCAAUUCUGAUCGUGACGUAAAUUGUGAUGCAAUUGUUUGUAAAUAUUCAAUCUAUAUAUACUCUAGUGACGUCAUCUAUCUUGUGACGUCAUGUAUCCACAGUAAUCGCCUUAAUAUGACGUCAUUAUACCGGCUGCUUUUAAUCAUGGUUCGUUCCGAUCUGUUACGUCACAAUGCCCCGUGACAAUGUAUAUUAUUACGUAUAGAAUUGCACUCGAAUAUUUGUGUAAGACAAACCAAGAAACGACAAUAACAUA